Molecule: messenger RNA, 1795 nt
Organism: Mandrillus leucophaeus (drill)
Lineage: Eukaryota; Metazoa; Chordata; Mammalia; Primates; Cercopithecidae
Product: lysophospholipid acyltransferase 7-like
Biological process (GO): lipid modification; phosphatidylinositol biosynthetic process
Cellular component (GO): membrane; mitochondria-associated endoplasmic reticulum membrane contact site
Molecular function (GO): lysophospholipid acyltransferase activity
Source: RefSeq, a predicted model, not a curated record
AUGUCGCCUGAAGAAUGGACGUAUCUAGUGGUUCUUCUUAUCUCCAUCCCCAUUGGCUUCCUCUUUAAGAAAGCCGGUCCUGGGCUGAAGAGAUGGGAGGCAGCUGCUGUGGGCCUGGGGCUCACCCUGUUCACCUGUGGCCCCCACACUUUGCAUUCUCUGAUCACCAUCCUUGGGACCUAGGCCCUCAUUCAGGCCCAGCCCUGCAUGCAGCACCCCUUGGCUGAAGAGGGCAGCAGCACAAGGGAGAUGGGUGUGGGGAAGGGCCCAAAGUCUGACCUGGCCCCUUGCCCACCCGCUUCCGCCCUGCUGGUGAGCCUGGCCAGUGAAGUCCAGGACCUGCACCUGGCCCAGAGGAAGGAAAUGACCUCGGGUUUCAACAAGGGGCCCACCCUGGGGCUGCUGCCCGACGUGCCCUCCUUGAUGGAGACGCUCAGCUACAGUUACUGCUACAUGGGAAUCAUGACAGGUGAGUGGGCCUGCCCAACAGCUCUGUCUCUCCGCCACCCUGAGUGCCUGUUCUGUGUUCCCGCCCUGCCUGGGGCAACCUCCAUCCUAGCAUCUCUGCUUCGGGGUAGAAGCUGGCCGGCCCCGCUCUUCGGCCUGCUGUUCCUGCUCUCCUCCCACCUCUUCCCGCUGGAGGCCGUGCGCGAGGACGCCUUCUACGCCCGGCUGCCCGCCCGCCUCUUCUACAUGAUCCCGGUCUUCUUCGCCUUCCGCAUGCGCUUCUACGUGGCCUGGAUUGCCACUGAGUGUGGCUGCAUUGCCGCCGGCUUCGGGGCCUACCCCGUGGCCGCCAAAACCCGGGCCAGGGCCCACCCCCCAGCAGGUCAGGGGACCUGGCUGAGCUGCAUGUCUGUCCCCCCUCAUCCUCCACACCCCAGUCCGGAGAAGGUGGCUUCCCUGGAGUAUGACUAUGAGACCAUCCGCAACGUCGACUGCUACGGCACAGAUUUCUGCAUGCGGGUACGCGAUGGCAUGCGGUACUGGAACAUGACGGUACAGUGGUGGCUGGCGCAGUAUAUCUACAAGAGCGCACCUGCCCGUUCCUAUGUCCUGCAGAGCGCCUGGACCAUGCUGCUGAGCACCUACUGGCACGGCCUCCACCCGGGCUACUACCUGAGCUUCCUGACCAUCCCUCUGUGCCUGGCUGCUGAGGGCCAGCUGGAGUCAGUGUUGUGGGGGCAGCUAAGUCCAGGGGGCCAGAAGGCCUGGGACUGGGUGCACUGGUUCCUGAAGAUGCGCGCCUAUGACUACAUGUGCACGGGCUUCGUGCUGCUCUCCUUGGCCGACACACUUUGGUACUGGGCCUCCAUCUACUUCUGUAUCCACUUCCUGGCCCUGGCAGCCCUGGGGCUGGGGCUGGCUUUGGGUGGGGGCAGCCCCAGCCGGCGGAAGGCAGCAUCCCAUCCCACCAGCCUUGCCCCGGAGAAGCUCUGGGAGGAGUAAGCUCUGUGACGCUCCCUCUGCCAACUGGUCCCGGGAAUUCUGUGAACCAGGCCACUGUCUCCUCCCCAGAAAGAGUCCUUACCUUGGAGAGGGUCCUGGAGAGAAUGUCCUUUUCCCCAGCUAAAUACUCUGCCUGCAACUGAAGCAGACCUGGGGGUAUCCUCCCUGCCCUCCGCCCAGGGACCACCUCCACUCCUACAAAAUCAAAGUUUUGUCCAGACAAGAGUCUCGUGGGCCCCUGCUCCAGCCUCUGGGUAUCCAGAGAGCGUUGCACUUCCCCAAAACGGAAGGGGCCCCUGGGCAGUGGGUUUUGGACAAAUUCCCUUUCUUUGCAUCCACAAUGUGG